Molecule: messenger RNA, 2019 nt
Organism: Arvicanthis niloticus (Nile rat)
Lineage: Eukaryota; Metazoa; Chordata; Mammalia; Rodentia; Muridae
Source: RefSeq, a predicted model, not a curated record
AUGAGGAUCAUUCUACCAGUGCCUUCAGGGUUUUGUGCCACGGCCUGGGAAGUGACAGAUUGUGGCCAGAAACCAAAGAGUCUGCAUCCACAAGAAGAGAACUGGCUGUCAGCUUUAGGUAAUACCCACGUGGAUGAAAUCAGUGGUGCCUCUAAUCCUUGCCAGAGGAUAACCCAUGAAGAUCUUUGCAAUUUGCUGAAGAGACUUCAGAAACUGAUGAAUAGACUUGGAUAUGGAUCAUCUAGAAAGAGACCCAGAGAACAGCCUGCUAUUGCCUCUCUGAUUUCUCAAAGAGGAAUGUUCAAUGUACAAACAAAUUAUGAACAAAACACAGUUCCUGUUUUUAAUACCUAUGAAGAAUACCAUAAGACGGAACUUCAGGAAGAUAUAAUUGGGAUGAGCCUAUUAAAUCUUGUUGAUGAUGAACAAAAGGAUGACAUAUCUGAGAAGAUCAUUCUAAAUCUUCCAUUGGCAAAUAUAGCUGUAGAUUUGAUUCUCAGAGAUGCUAAAAUGGUGACAACUGAUGAUGCUAAUUUUUUGCAGGCACAACCAGUUAACAUUCAAACAAAUGCUGUAGAUGAUGAUUCCGAUGAUGACAGUACUAUACAACACCAUAGGAACAAAAUGCAUACAGAUGCUCAGGCUGAAGUUGUGAAUGUGGAGGAGUGUCCUGAAGCAGGAACAGAACUCUGGACACCCUCUCACUCAAGCAUAACCCCAGACUUAAAUGCAGCCACAAGCAUAAGCGCUGGCAUGAGGACAAGCACAAGUUCUUCAUCUACAGAUAUUUCAUCAACAACACCAGUAUCAUCCCCUACAUCUGGACAGGGGUAUGUGAUAGAUCCAAAAUAUAUGCUAGAGCCCCAAGACAGAGAAUUAGAAGUAGGUCCAGAGUUCCACCUAAAUGACAGCCGAGAUGAACAGGCCUCUCCAGAACAAGGAGAAUGCACUGAAGAGGAUGUGAAGAAACCCUUGGUAGAGGCAAAGAUAUCCAAACCUAAGGAACAUGUAAUUGAUGAAUAUUUUGCAUGUAAUGAUGCUUCUUCAGAUGAUGAAGAUUCUGAAGACAAGAAAGACCCUAAGUUCCAAGAAGUCAUUGUGGGUCAAGAACAAGGACAUCAGAAGGCACCUGAGGCUGCCCCAUCUAUUCCAACCACAGCAUUACAGGUUGUGCACCCAGAAGCUGUGGUAGAACCCACACCAAGGAGAACAUAUCAAUACCAGCGUCCACUUAUUGGGGAAAAGUUUGCUCAACUCUGUGGGCCACGAGUGUUGAUGACAGAGGUCUAUGAUUUGAAUAUAAGUAGAUCCUUCCAUGAUGAAAAACAUUCUUACCCAGAUAUUGAAGAGGAGGAUAGAGAACAAGAACAAUGUGAAUAUGAAUUUGCCCAAUGUAUUGAAAUGCUUCAAAACUUAAAAUAUGAACGACCAGGGCAGCAUCAAACCGGGCAAGGACAAGGAUCUUGUGUGCAUCGUUCACGAGAACAGGUGGUGACUGUUAUUGAUGACUUGGGGUCACCCACCAUGGAAUUUUUUGGAAAUGACAAUUCUCAGCAUUCACAAAAUGAGACACAUAGAUGUUGGGAGGAUCCUAUUGAUUGUGCCCCUCCACUUCUGCAUCAUUCAUCAAGAUCAUGCCAGGAAAUGACUGCAUCACAUCAAACAUUGGCAGCCUCAUGUCAAGCAACAUUACCAUCAUGUCAAGCAUCAUUAGUGUCAUGUCCAGCAUCUUUACCAUCAUGUUCAGCAUCUGCACCAUCAUGUCAAGUAUCUGCACCUCGAUGUCAAUCAUUGGCAGUGUCACAUCAAGCAUCUGCACCACCAUGUCAAGCAUCAGCAACAUCAUGUCAAGCAUCAGUGGUGUCACAACAAGUAUUGGCAGCAUCAUAUCAGCAAUCAGCAAUGUCACCUCAUGCUUCUUUUGACCACCGAAGAGAGAACAUUCCAUGCUUUCUGCCCCCUGGACAAGAUCACUCUGGUUCCUUUUGGGCUGAAGAGGAUACUAAUCCUCAUCCAUGA